Molecule: messenger RNA, 2209 nt
Organism: Thamnophis elegans (Western terrestrial garter snake)
Lineage: Eukaryota; Metazoa; Chordata; Lepidosauria; Squamata; Natricidae
Product: adhesion G-protein coupled receptor G1-like
Exons: 13
Coding region: 179-1816 (545 amino acids)
Biological process (GO): cell surface receptor signaling pathway; adenylate cyclase-activating G protein-coupled receptor signaling pathway
Cellular component (GO): membrane
Molecular function (GO): G protein-coupled receptor activity; heparin binding
Source: RefSeq, a predicted model, not a curated record
UCCCCGCCUCAAGAUUGCGACUAUCCCACCUGGGCGCUCCCACGACGCGGCUGCACUGGAGGAGGGGGACUUAGCUGAGCCCGAAGCGAGGGUCUGGGGCCCUAUUUUCUUGCAAGGAGCGUUGAAGGAGAGCCAAGCUAUUAGAGGGUCUGCAAGGAAACCUGGUUUGUGUAAGGCCAUGAUGACAACAUCAAGCCUCUGCAGCAUCUGGAUUGAGACCCGAGCUCCCAGGAUGCCUUUUUAUCUUCUCCUUCUCCUUCUCCAGCUCCCAGUGUGGGGCAGAGGAAAUCCAGAUGACACAAGUGACGUGGAAUAUGAAAUUGAAAGAAUAGAAACAAAACUGACAAGAUUAGAAAAGCCUUCGCGUGGUAGGAUUGUCAUACAUGAGGACCCCUUUUUGGAUCUCCAACAUCUGGAGUCAAUUUUGGCAAAGACACAGUUCCAAGGACUUCAUAAGAGGUUUGGUAGAUCAAAGAUACUUGCCAAUGUGCACAAGAUUGUACCCCAGGCAUCCGAUAACCUGUCCAUUGAGGAAAUUGUGCAGGAUGUUGAAAUCAAGCAGUUCCAAGUGACUCUGUCAAAAACAGUCUUGACAAAAGCCAAAAAUGCAACAGUCAACCAGGAGGGGCGAGUUGUGAUGUUGGCAGCGACAAGCCCGGUGCUCUUCAAGGAUAAUGAUUCCAAGCCAAUCCUUGGGGGAAAAGUGAUUGGCAUCUCAGUGUGGAAUACAUCCGUCCAUGGGUUGCUCCAGAAAGAGCGAAUAUCUAUAACUUUUUGGCACAACCAGAUGAAUUUUACUCCCUUGUGUGUCUUCUGGGUUAUGGGCGCCAAGCCUGGUGCCAUCGGCAAGUGGAAUACAUCAGGCUGUGAUGUGGUGCGUGGAGUACACCAAACAACCUGCCUUUGUGAUCAUCUCACCUUCUUUGCGGUGCUCAUGCUCCCCUCCUCAGAUAUAGACAAGAUCCACGAGGAGUACCUGAGCAUUGUCAGUUAUGUUGGUUGCAUCAUUUCAGCUUUGGCUUCAUUCAUCACCAUUGUCUUCCUUUUCUUGAGGAAGAAGCAGAGAGACCACAUUGUCUAUGUCCACAUGAGCCUCCUCUGGGCCAUCUUUCUUCUCGACAUGGGCUUCCUCAUUGCGAUGUACCUGGCUUUUAAGGGAGGAGACAUAGCUUGCAAAGCUAGUGGGAUGUUCCUGCACUUUGCCAUGCUUGCGUGCUUCACUUGGAUGGCCAUUGAGGGCUACAAUCUCUACCGGCUGAUUGUUCAAGUCUUCAACUCCUACAUGAAAUGCUUACUUGUCAAGCUCUCCUUAAUAGGUUGGGGUCUUCCUACCCUCAUCGUAUGCCUACUUUUUGGGAUCGAUCAAUCCUACUAUGGGCCUUCCUCUUUUAAGGUCUAUGAGGCUCCGAAUAAUUACACCAACACAACCAUCUGUUGGAUUACCAAGAAGGAGAUCAACAGUUUCUUCAAUUUGGGCUAUUUAGGCCUGGUGCUCUUCUUCAACACCAUCAUGCUGGCCGCCAUGGUGUAUGAGAUUCUCAGGCUGAGACACCGAGAGCAUCACUGGGGAUAUGCGGUGAUGCUGCUGGGCCUGAGCUGCGUCCUGGGCAUCCCUUGGGGGCUGAUCUUCAUUGCGUUUGCUUCCGGGACCUUUGAGUUGGUGGCCCUCUAUCUUUUCACCAUCAUCAACUCUCUCCAAGGCUUCUUCAUCUUCCUUUGGUACUUGGCCAAAGUGCUGCAGUCUCGCAGGUCGAAAUCCCUGCAGUGCUCGACUUCCAACAGCUUGAAGCUCCAGUCCAGCAAUUCCAGCACUUGACCUUGUCUUGGCCAGGAGGACUUUGGAAGUGAAAUGUUCAUGGGAGGAUCUUCCUGGAAACUGAGCCAAACAAUUCUUUGGUGGACUAGGGUGACUUCAUACUUCUCAGUAGCUUCGAGAUGACACCGAUCUGUUUUCCUUAAAUAGAGGAAAUCUUGACUUACAAUAGUUGGUUUAGUGACUUUCAAACGUACAACUAAAAAAAGUUACUUAUGACCGUUUUUUCCACACUUAUAACCAAUGUGACAUCCUCAUGGACAUGUGAUCAAAUUUCAGACACGUGGUGUCAGGCUUAAUGUCCGGUGUGCCUCCUUCAGUAGCCAAGAAAGAAAACUCCCAACUCCAUUGUUCGUGGAAUUAAAAAGUACUUUUACUGGUUAUGAAAAGAGAGCA